AUGGAGAAAAUAAAUACGGAGCUGUUGAUAAGUUUAGUGGAAGCGAGACCCGCUUUAUGGGAUAAAACACUUGACACAUAUAAAGACAAAAAUUUAAAGUCGUCAGCAUGGAGAGAGAUAUGUUCUCUGUUAAAGGAGAAUUUCGAAGAUAUGGAACAAAAGGAGAGGCAGGCUUUUGGUAAGCUGAUUUUAAAAAAGUGGACAUACAUUCGAGACUCGUGGAUGAAAGCAUUGAAAAAACAUAAAGACCAAAAAACAAGUGGCACAUCGACCAAACCUUCAAGACUUUAUAUAUAUAAUGAGCAGAUGUCAUUCCUGAAAAAAAUUACAGAUUCAACUGUUUGUCAUGAAAACACUAAUAAUGAAAAUAACACCGAGAUAGAAGACUUGGAUGCAGAAGUUAUUGAAGAGAGUGUUCCACCUGAACAACCGAAUAUGGAAGCAAAUCAGUCUGGUAGUACUCCCAUCAGUACUUCUACUGCACGCAGAAAGAGGAGUAUUAAUGAAGUUGAUGCCAAAAUGAUGCGAUUCAUAGACCAUCAAAUCAACUUAUCCAAGGUUUCAACAGUCAAAGAGGAUGAAAAUCGUCAUCUUACAUUCUUCAAAAGUCUUCUUCCAUCAUUAUCAUCGUUUGAUGAAGAUGAAACUUUGGAAUUUCAGUCGAAUUAUAGUUUGAAUCAAAACGUAAGCCGUUUUUGUAAAAUCGGCACUAUAAAUUUUAGGUUGAGUGCGCCUAAUAACGCCAGCCGAGAAUCUUCCGAUGGCGUUAUUAGGAAUCGUAUGCCGUUGUUAGGAGUAUACAGGAAUUCGUCUAUUUUGUUUCGUAUAAGGCGCAAUGCCUCCCGAAAAAAAGACGUUUCUGGACUGAAGAAUCCCUAA
This is a messenger RNA of Acanthoscelides obtectus, 879 nucleotides long. The record is from the annotation of a GenBank genome assembly. Lineage: Eukaryota; Metazoa; Arthropoda; Insecta; Coleoptera; Chrysomelidae.